UGCCCGCAAAGUGCCUGAACUUUAUGCGCACAAUGCGUCUCUUCAUUUGCACUGUUUUUGUGCCUUUAAUCUUUGCUGUGGAGUCUCAGGUGAAAUCUGCAGUAUUUGAUGAGCAGACUGGAAAACUGAUUGUAAAGGAGGGAUUUCAGAACGACUAUGUCGCAGUGGCAAACUUUACAGAUGACAUCAGUAAAACGGGCUGGUCAUAUCUAGAGGUUAUUACUAAUGGCAGGUACAAUGACACACUGCAAGCUUAUGGUGCUGGAGUUGUGGAGGCUGCGGUCACUUCUCAGCUCAUCUACAAGCAUUGGAUGAACACACUGAUGGGGUACUGUGGACCGUUUAAGUAUGAUGCAGGCUUCUGUCAGCGUCUGAAAGAAUACAUUACCACCAACCUACAGUGGGUGUCAGAGCAAAUAGAGAAAGCAGCAGAGUCACCAUAUUGGCAUCAGGUCCACUUGUCUCUUCUGCAGCUGAAAGGUUUGGAGGAUGGUUAUAAUGGCCACCCGACCUUCCCGAAAAGAGGACUCUCCUUCGACCCCUUAGGUUUUCUAUUAUUUCAGAUGGGUGGAGAUUUGGAGGAUUUGGAGGCUGCUUUAAACAAAUCUAGCCAGUCACGUACAGUCGGCUCUGGAUCCUGCUCUGCACUAAUCAAACUCCUGCCAGGAAACAAGGAGCUGUUUGUUUCUCAUGAUACAUGGAACAACUACCAGUCCAUGUUAAGAAUCAUGAAGAAGUACAAUUUUUCCUUCCGGGUAUCCCCAAAAGAUCAGGCAUUGAUUCCCGGAAGCACUCAGACAUUCUCUUCUUACCCUGGCUCCAUCUUUUCAGGAGAUGACUUCUAUAUUCUAAGCAGUGGCAUGGUUACUAUGGAAACCACGAUUGGUAACAGUAACCCUGAUUUGUGGAAGUUUGUGAAUCCUGUCAGUACUGUCAUGGAGUGGCUAAGAAACAUUGUAGCCAACAGGCUUGCUCGAACUGGCAAAGAAUGGGCUGAUAUUUUUAGCCAGUUCAACAGUGGAACGUACAAUAACCAGUGGAUGAUAGUUGACUAUAAGAAUUUUAUUCCAGGCAAACCCGUUCAGAAUCAGGGGCUGUUUACAGUGCUGGAGCAAAUACCAGGAAUGAUCGAAAUUGCAGAUAAAACUGAAGAACUAUACAAGACCAGCUACUGGGCCAGCUACAAUAUCCCGUAUUUUGAGCAGGUGUUCAAUGCAAGUGGAGGUCCAGACCUGGUGAAGAAGUAUGGCUCUUGGUUUUCCUUUAGCGACAAUCCAAGAGCUCAGAUAUUCCGCCGCAACCAUUCCCUCGUAACUGACCUGGAGUCAAUGGUGCGAUUGAUGAGGUAUAACAACUUUAAAAAUGAUCCCUUGUCAAAGUGUGAUGGCUGCAGUCCUCCCUAUAAUGGUGAGAACUCCAUUUCUGCACGGUCAGAUCUGAACCCUGCUAACGGCACCUACCCGUUUGGAGCGCUGACGCAGAGGCCUCAUGGUGGAACAGACAUGAAGCUGACAUCCUAUGGUCUCUUUAAGCAGUACGAGCUGUUAGCUGUCAGCGGGCCAACGUGGGACCAGGUGCCUGCGUUUGAAUGGAGCACUUCUCCUUACAGUAGUUUAUUACGCAUAGGCCACCCAGAUCGCUGGGAAUUCCCAACGGUGCAUGUCAGAUGGUCUGAAUAAAAAUCUUCAAAUAGUGUCAUGCAUCAAAACAUGAGCCAUGCUGGAACUAGAACAAUACUACAAAUACUACAGGUUCUCUACUUUCUGUUUUUUAUUUUUUCUUGAUUGCUUUUUAAAUGAACUUGUAUUGUAUAAAUUGUAUUUGACGGGUGUUUACAAAGAGCAAGGAUGAACAAGUAUUUUUUUUUUUUUUUUAAAGUUUGAUACUUGACUUGUAUUCAUACUUGUACUUGGAAUUCAGAAAAACUAUGUUUGAAGAGCAGGAGCAGAUAGUACAAGUUUGAUGUGAAAUUCAACUCCAAUAGUUUGAUUUUGUGUUGAUUGAUCAUAAAUAUAAUUGUAUGUUUUUAUAGGAUUUUUUUAAUUAAUAAAAAUUUUACUUAA
Trichomycterus rosablanca is the source of this 2063-nucleotide messenger RNA. RefSeq names its product phospholipase B domain containing 2 (gene plbd2). Gene Ontology annotation, cellular component: extracellular region. NCBI's taxonomy places the organism in Eukaryota, Metazoa, Chordata, Actinopteri, Siluriformes, Trichomycteridae. The record is from RefSeq and is a predicted model, not a curated record. Bases 24 to 1679 code for a protein of 551 amino acids. Gene Ontology annotation, molecular function: glycerophospholipase activity. The transcript is spliced from 12 exons. Gene Ontology annotation, biological process: phospholipid catabolic process.